Messenger RNA from Hypoxylon fragiforme, 2315 nucleotides. RefSeq names its product hexose transporter. Gene Ontology annotation, molecular function: carbohydrate:proton symporter activity. Gene Ontology annotation, cellular component: membrane. The record is from RefSeq and is a predicted model, not a curated record. The coding region runs from base 592 to 2106 and encodes 504 amino acids. Gene Ontology annotation, biological process: transmembrane transport; carbohydrate transport. NCBI's taxonomy places the organism in Eukaryota, Fungi, Ascomycota, Sordariomycetes, Xylariales, Hypoxylaceae. The transcript has 9 exons.
UAGAUCGGCGCUCUUAUUGACCAAGUUGGAGUCGGGGGGGCCGACCCCGAGGUACGUGACAUUGCUUGACCAUUUGGGUUAUCUUUCAUCAAGCGUAUGGCUUAUCUACGUAUCUCUCUCAGCUCGUUUGUGGGUACCGGGCCCGACAACUCCAAGUUGUUUUCGUAGACGUAUACGUAUACCUACUAGCCACAACGUCCACCUCCCUCUAUUGGGAAAAUCAACCGGUGAACAAGGUGAAGUUAUCGCUGGGUUAAGAUGAAGCUAAAGAGACUCUAGUAGAUAUCCACCCCCGCAACUAUUCGCACUACGCUCCCCCAUAUCUGCCAAGAUGGCCAAUUUUGCUGGGCCAGAUGCCAAUCAUCGAGAUAAGGACGACAUGGGCAUAUAUCGUAUUGCGCUGAUACCCUGCGUAAUGGGUAUAAAGUAAAAUACCUGCCAUCCGAACGCAAAAAAAUCAUUAGGUAGUAUUCUUCUCUCUUAAUGCGACUUGAGUCAAAAGUGAUCGAAGACGCGACUUUCGGCCUUCAUUGCUACCGCGACCCCCUACCUUGUUCGUUGCAAAUAGUCAUCUCCUGGUAUUAGUGAGCCAUGGCGAACUCCAAGCUCACGCUCAUGCUCCUAUUAUGGUGCUCGAGCAUUAUGUCAACAUCAUUGGGAUAUGACUCCUCUAUGAUGUCCGGGCUCAACAUCCUGCCCUCUUACACGGACUACUUCGAGCUGACGACCGUGACCCUGGCCCUGCAGUCGUCUAUGUCAUGGGCUGGGUGCGCGGUGGCCGGCUUCGGCUACGGCAAGCUGACCGACUGGGUGGGGAGGAAGAAGGCGAUGUGGAUCAGCGCGGUCAUCACCCUGGUCGGCGUCGUCAUCCAGGCCGCCUCCCAGAACAUCGCCAUGUUCGUCAUCGCCCGCUUCAUCGUCGGCAUCGGCAACGGCGCCACCUUCAUCUGCGGCCCCAUCUACCUCGCUGAGAUCUUCCCCCUCAAGUGGCGUGGCAUCGGCUUGGCCUUAUUCAUGGACUUCUUCUACGUCGGCGGACUCCUGUCCUCAGGAAUCACGUACGGCACAGCCAGGAUCCCCACGACCUGGGCGUGGCGGCUCCCCUCUGUCCUGCAGGGUCUCUUCAUGGUGCUGGCCGUGAUCGUGCUGCCGUGGGUGCCAGAGUCGCCCCGAUGGCUCGUGUACCAGGACCGCCACGCCGAGGCUCUCCAGGCCAUCGCGGUCACCCAGGCGGACGGCAACGUCGACGACCCGGUCGUGCUGCUGACGUACCAGGAGAUCAUCGACACCCUGCAGAACGAGCGGGAGACUGGGCAGAAGACGAGCUAUGUGGAUCUUGUCAAGUCGAAGAAGAGCAUGAAGAGGCUUAUGCUGGCUGUUUCGGCUGCUGUCUUCUCUAUGAUUUCUGGAAACAAUAUCAUCACCUUCUAUCUCGGCACGAUGCUGAACAAUGCUGGUGUCACUGAUACCACCACGCAAUUGGAAAUUAACAUCAUCUUGAACGCUUGGUGUCUGGUGAUUGCGAUAGCCGGCACGUUCAUGCUCGACACCGUCGGACGACGUCCUCUCGCUAUCUAUUCCUCGGCGCUGAUGACAGUGUUCCUCUUCCUCGUGGGCGCUAUGACUAAAGUGUAUGGAAAUGCCGAAAACACGUCAGGUGUAUACGGCACGGUGGCCUGUAUAUUCUUGUUCCAGGGAGCCUACAGUCUGGGAUGGACACCCCUCACGAUGCUGUAUCCGCCAGAAGUUCUUAACUACUCCAUCCGAUCCGUGGGUAUGGGUGUGUGCACGUUCCUCGGGAACGGGGCUGGAUUGAUGGUUACGAUGGCGUUCCCCAUCGCGCUCGAGGCAAUCGGAUGGAAGACGUACAUGAUCAACGGUGCGUGGGACGUGCUCCAGGUCGUGUUCAUCAUGGUGUACUGGGUCGAGACCAAGGGCAAGACUUUGGAAGAGAUCGACGAGAACUUUGACGGCCCCAACGCCGCCCAUACUAUCCACGUCCAGGAUGUCAUCGAAGGAAGGGAUCCCGGCCUAAUCCUCAAGGGAAACAACGUUGUGGUUACUAAGGAUGCUGCUACUAGGAGCGUAUCGGCCGAGGAUGCUUGAGCGAAAGAAGGGACUAGGGGAUGAUGUGGGGUGCCUAGGUACAUAGAUAGAUGGCGAUUUAGAAUGUUGAUAAAUUGCCGAGCUAUUCUAGUAGCUAGUUCAUUAUAGAGUUAUCAAAUCAUAAUAUGAGAGAAUCUGAAAGACAAUGUUUUCCCUUUUCCGGCUUUCGGCAUGUUGUCAAUACCUAUGAUUGUGAGGUUGGAAGGAAU